CGCCACACUGCACCAGAAAUUUCUAGAUUUCUCUAAACCCCACCCUCAAAUCCUCCAUUCCCCCCACCUCCCCAAUCUUCCCUUCAUCCCUUUCCUAUUACCAAUUACCAUCGCUAACCAUUUCACGAUCGCCACUCUCCACUCUCUUCUCACGCAGGGUAUCGCCGAUCACCGAUCAUCUUCCGGUUUCUCUCACGCAUUGCCACCUUGCAAAUGGCGGAAGACGGUGCCGUCACGGUCUACAGCGGCAGCGCUAUCACAGAUGCGAAGAAGAAUUCUCUGUCCAUCAAGGUCGGGAUCGCCCAAACCCUCCGCGGCGGUGCCAUUGUUGAGGUCACUACCGUCGAGCAGGCCAAGAUCGCCGAGUCAGCCGGAGCUUGCUGCGUGAUCGUCUCCUCUCCCGCCUCUCCCGGGAUUGGGCGGAUGCCAGAUCCGGCUAUCAUCAAGGAAAUCAAACGGGCCGUUUCAAUCCCUGUUAUGGCGAAGUCCAGGGUCGGGCAUUUCGUGGAGGCUCAAGUCCUAGAGAGCGUCGGAGUAGACUACAUAGAUGAGAGCGAGCUCCUGGCUAUCGCCGACGAGGAUCAUUUCAUCAACAAGCACAAUCUCAGAGUCCCAUUCGUUUGCGGCUCGCGGGAUCUGGGAGAGGCUUUGAGGCGAGUGAGGGAAGGGGCGGCCAUGAUCAGGACCCAAGGGGACCUCACAGGUUCAGGAAACAUAGCAGAGACCGUCCGGAGCGUGAGGAAAGUGAUGGGAGACAUUAGAGUCCUGAACAACAUGGAUGAAGAUGAGGUUUUCGCCUUCUCGAAGAAGAUCUCCGCUCCUUAUGACAUUGUUGCGCAGACGAAGCAAAUGUCUAGGCUUCCAGUUGUCCAUUUCGCUUCAGGUGGGAUCACCACCCCUGCGGAUGCCGCUCUUUUGAUGCAGCUGGGCUGUGAUGGAGUCUUUCUGGGUCAAGAAGUGUUCAAUUCCACUGAUCCUUACAAGAAAGUGUGGGCAAUUGUGCAGGCAGUGAGAAACUACAAUGAUCCACACGUCCUGGCCCAGGCGAGCAGUGGGUUUUAGGGUCGAACGAUUGUGUUCUACACUUCCAGUAGAAGUUUUCUUCAUGAAAAUCGCAAUGAAAUAAUAUGAGUUGU
Messenger RNA from Cuscuta campestris, 1136 nucleotides. The record is from the annotation of a GenBank genome assembly. Lineage: Eukaryota; Viridiplantae; Streptophyta; Magnoliopsida; Solanales; Convolvulaceae.